This is a messenger RNA of Notodromas monacha, 762 nucleotides long. The record is from the annotation of a GenBank genome assembly. NCBI's taxonomy places the organism in Eukaryota, Metazoa, Arthropoda, Ostracoda, Podocopida, Cyprididae.
AGGUCAGAUAUAGAGACGAAUUCGCGAUGUUGAGGGGCAAUCACGAGUCCCGGCAAAUUUCUGAAGUUUACGGGUUCUAUGAUGAGUGCUUGCGGAAAUUCGGCGACGUGGACGUGUGGCGAAUGUUUACAGACUUGUUUGACUACAUUCCCAUCAGCGGCUUGAUUCGCGGGGAAUUGUUGUGCAUGCACGGCGGUUUAAGCCCAGAACUCAAUACCAUUGACGAGAUUUGGGAAUUGGAUCGGAUUCAGGAAGUUCCCCCUGCUGGUCCCAUGUGUGACUUGCUGUGGUCCGACCCAGCGGAUGAGGAGGGGUGGACAGUGUCAUCUCGCGGAGCCGGCUGGUUAUUCGGUCCGGACACCAGUCUCGCGUUCAACCACACCAACGGACUCAAAAUGAUUGCGCGCGGUCACCAAAUGCUCAUGGAGGGCUAUGACGUGACACACGAUGGACGAGUUGCGACUAUUUUUUCGGCCCCGAAUUACUGCUACCGAUGCAAUAAUUUAGCGGGAAUGAUGCAGGUGGACGACAAACUCAACGUGUAUUUCAAAGACUUCCGCGCUGCCCCGAGACGAGCUUCUUUCAGUUCCAAGAAACUGAUGAACAUGUUCUUGUGAUAUAUUUUGCGCGGGAAAGGAAAAAAAGUGGGGAUCGCAUCGUGUCAUCGUUAUUCUGUUCAAAUACUGUAUAUUGUUCGAAAAAGAAUUGACCGUGGUGUGAGACCAUGCAUGCAUGAGAUACAGCAGUCCUUGAAAAGUGGAA